UUGUCUCUGUUAACCUCACCUCGUAUUCAAUUUCAUCUCUUCAUUACGCUCCUUUCCAUCUCGACGUCCCUUCCAAGGUUUUUGAGCUUCAUUUCCAUCUCUACCUAAUUGAUUGAAGUUUGCUCCCUCAAUCGUUGUCAUCACAAUUAUGGAUCUUGCAGAACUACAUCGAGUUUUUCAGAUGUUUGAUCUCAAUGGAGAUGGAAGAAUAAGUAAGAAAGAGUUGAGUGACUCAUUAGAGAAUUUAGGCAUCCUCAUCCCCGAGAAAGAAUUAAUUGAAAUGAUCGAGAAGAUUGACGUGAAUGGAGAUGGUUACAUGGAUAUCAACGAGUUUGGAGACUUGUACCAGACAAUAACAGAGGAGAGGCACGAGGAGGAGGACAUGAGGGAGGCGUUCAACGUGUUUGAUCAAAAUGGGGAUGGAUUCAUCACGAUGGAGGAGUUACGGUCAGUGCUGGCUUCGUUAGGGCUGAAGCAGGGAAGAACCCUAGAGGAGUGCAAGAAGAUGAUAAUGAAGGUUGACGUGGAUGGAGAUGGGAUGGUUAAUUUCAAGGAGUUUAAACAGAUGAUGAAAGGUGGCGGUUUUGCUGCAUUGAGUUCAAGUUUAUAGAAGAAUAUUAUUGUUUUUAGGGUUCAGCAACGAGAAAAAUCAAGAAAUGAAAAUGAAGAGGAAGCCUUUGGGAAUAGAGGGGCUGAAGCAAGGAAGAACCCUAGAGGACUGCAAGAGGAUGAUAAUGAAGGUUGAUUGGAGAUGGAAUGGUCAAUUUCAAGGAGUUAACUUUAAACAGAUCGAUCAAAGGUGGCGCUUUUGCUUCAUUGAGUUCGAGUUAAUAAAAAGAAUAUGUUGUUUUUUAGGGUUUAAAAACUAGAAAAAUGAGGAAAUGUAAAGGAAGAGGAAGCCUUUGAGAAUAUAGAACUCUUCCAUUC
Molecule: messenger RNA, 927 nt
Organism: Rubroshorea leprosula
Lineage: Eukaryota; Viridiplantae; Streptophyta; Magnoliopsida; Malvales; Dipterocarpaceae
Source: the annotation of a GenBank genome assembly